This is a messenger RNA of Ilex paraguariensis (yerba mate), 1180 nucleotides long. NCBI's taxonomy places the organism in Eukaryota, Viridiplantae, Streptophyta, Magnoliopsida, Aquifoliales, Aquifoliaceae. The record is from the annotation of a GenBank genome assembly.
CUCCCAACCUAUCUGGCUAACCAUGAGAGAGAGAGAGAGAGAGCUGUAUACGUCCAUAACUUGCAAGUAAUCAGCAUUCACCAAUGAUCCACCCUCUACAACAAGCUAAGUCACUGAGAGAGAGAGAGAGAGUGAAACCACUCACAAGGAUUCUAAGUCUAGAGAGAAGUUUGGAGUGUUCAGACAAAACCCAACUCAUUAAACUUUGUAGAGAGUGACAGAACGAGAGAGGUCAGGUCGGUUUUUAUAGAGAGAAGAAGAGAGAGAGAGAGAGAGAGAGGAAAAGGGGUGGGAAUUAAUGGAUGUAAACAAAAUAGUGGUAAUUGUGGAAGAUGUAGAAGUAGCAAGAACAGCUCUCCAAUGGGCACUUCGCAACCUUUUGCGAUACGGCGAUCUGAUAACACUCCUCCAUGUAUUCCCCACUACCAGAUCCAGAUGCCGGAAAAAGCUCAGACUCCUCCGCCUCAAAGGCUUCCAAUUGGCUCUUUCCUUCAGAGAAAUCUGCGACACCUUCCCCAACACCCAGACAGAGAUUGUGGUGGCCGAAGGUGAUCAGGAGGGAGGGAAGAUUGCAGCAAUGGUGAGAGAGAUUGGGGCGUCUACUCUUGUUGUUGGGCUUCAUGAUCAGAGCUUUCUGUACAAGUUAGCCAUGGCCCACCAAAGAAAUAUUGCAAAUAAUUUCAAUUGCAAAGUUCUUGCCAUUAGGCAACCAGCAGCAUUGAAUACAAGGAGUACCAUUUCAACACCAGACAGUUCAACCAACAUGGACUGUUCUCAGAUAGAAAUUGGUGGAUUGAGUGUCCCUAUUAUUCCUCCACCAAAAAUCCCAUACCAAAUAUGUCCAGACCCUUCUGCUAUCAUAUGGAGAUCAAGAAAAUCAAGAAGAAGAAGGGGAACUUCUUGAAGCAAGGUGGCUCAACUUCGUCUCAAAGGAGCCGACUUAAAAAACUGACUUAAAAACUUAUAAUUUAAUGAUGUGGUUAGUUGUGGGUCCCAAUAUUUAUUGGGAUCCACUACUUAUUCGAUGGUAAUGAUUCAUCAAGUCAAGUUUUUAAGUUAAUUUUUUUAAGUCUAUUUGACAUUUUUUUUUCUUUUUUUGUAACAAUGCGUACUCAAGAAUACCUCAGGGCUUUUAGCUUUGAAUUUGAUUCACACAAUACAACUACACAUAAAGUGGAAU